AUGUGUUUGCAAGGAGCUGAUAACGUGAGGAUGAACAUAGAGAUGAUGAACAUGGAAAGGAUGAACACGGAAAUGAUGAACAUUGAGAGGAUGAACAUGGAGAGGAUGAACAUAGAGAAGACAAACAUGGAGAGGAAGAACAUGAAAAACAAAGUCAACCACCAUACCAUCAUCAUCAACAUCAACAACUACACCAACAACAUCAACAACAACAUCAACAACCCCACCAUAAUUAUCAACAACAACAUCAACAACCACAUCAACAACCCCACCAUAAUUAUCAACAACAACAUCAAAAACCACAUCAUCAUCAACAACAUCAACUACCCCACCAUCAUCAUCAACAACAACAACAACAACAACAACAACAACAGCAACAACAUCAACAGAAUUAACAAAGAAUGUAGAGACACUCUUAAUAAACUAACUUUGACAAUCAUAGCUAUAACAUAUAACAUAAACCAUCUGGAUUUGAACCAAAGUUUGAAUGUUUAA
Messenger RNA from Helobdella robusta, 495 nucleotides. RefSeq lists its product as hypothetical. The transcript is spliced from 3 exons. The record is from RefSeq and is a predicted model, not a curated record. NCBI's taxonomy places the organism in Eukaryota, Metazoa, Annelida, Clitellata, Rhynchobdellida, Glossiphoniidae. The coding region runs from base 1 to 495 and encodes 164 amino acids.